AUGAAUGAUCAUAUUGAUGAAUCAUCUACAACGACGAAAACAUUUCGUUUUGGUUCAGGUCAACUUUUAACAUUGAAUGAAUAUCAAAUUGAAAAAAUUCCAUAUUUGACUGCAUUAGUCUCUGCUGGAUCUAGUUUUGAUUCAGUCAAAGUCGAUGAAGGAUACUAUUUACUCGAUUCUCGCAUCGACUAUCAAAAUUUUCUAUUUGUUCUUAAUUCAAUUUCAUUUCAUUCAAUACGACAAAUAUUUAUUCAUCUAUCUAAAAUUUAUAAUAUUUUGGCUAUUAUUGCUCUUAUGGAUUUUCUUGCUAUCG
Molecule: messenger RNA, 313 nt
Organism: Rotaria sordida
Lineage: Eukaryota; Metazoa; Rotifera; Eurotatoria; Philodinida; Philodinidae
Source: the annotation of a GenBank genome assembly